This is a messenger RNA of Scedosporium apiospermum, 1377 nucleotides long. RefSeq lists its product as uncharacterized. Bases 1 to 1377 code for a protein of 458 amino acids. Lineage: Eukaryota; Fungi; Ascomycota; Sordariomycetes; Microascales; Microascaceae. The transcript is spliced from 3 exons. The record is from RefSeq and is a predicted model, not a curated record.
AUGCUACUCAGAUCCAAGAGGACAGCGGUACCUCUCCGAUUUGACUCGGACACGGUGGUCCCUAUGCACUUUUGGGAUGACGUGUAUGUGAAUCGGGACUUCACCUUAUGCUGGACUCUCCGCUUCACUCAAGUGUUGGACCCAGACAAAGUUCACCACGCGCUAGUCCGGCUCUUGGGCAUUGGGGACUGGAGGAAGUUGGGAGCACGGAUCCGUUUGAAUAAACAGACACGCAAACUCGAACUCCACGUCCCUGCAGAAUACACAAAAGAUCGCCCAGCCGUCGCAUAUAGCCACGUCAGCCAUGAUGUAGAUAUCGCGGAACAUCCUCUCGCAUCCAAAUUCCCUACGUGUACAUCCUCCACCCUCCCCUACAUACAUGACGGCCCUGCCAGCUUUCGCCAACUAGGUGCUAGGCCUGAUGCCCCCCAAAAGCUGGCCGACUACCUCAGCUCCGACGAACCAUCGCUUUCGCUACAUAUUGUCUCCUUUAGAGACGCGACAUUGGUAUCCCUCAACUGGUCUCAUACCCUUGCUGACGCUAUGGGCUGCCGCGAACUCAUUGCAGCAUGGUGCCUUGUGCUUGCCGGCAAAGAGGACCAGGUCCCACAAUUGAAGGGCUUUCAGGAGGACCCUUUAGCCUCAUUUGGUGCCUCUCGUCCAGGAGAACCAUACUUACUGGCAGACAAGGAACUCAAGGGGUUCAGGGGCCUCACAUUCAACAUCCGUUAUAUCGCUAGUCUUCUCUUUGGCCCCAAAGCCCUUUCCAAGACCAUCUGCGUCCCGGAAGCAUUCAUCGCGUCUCUUCGAAGCAGAGCACAGGAAGAGCUCACGGCCGGGUUGAACGAAGGUGCAAUUGACAAGACACAAGAUGGGAAGUUGCCACUAUUAAGCGACAAUGACAUCCUUGUUGCGUGGCUUAGCAGACUCUUCCUUAGCAGCUGCUCAAAGCGUUACGUCAUGAUCAAAAACAUUUUCGAGGUACGCACGCGCCUUGGCGAGCUCUUCGACCCUAACGCUGCCUAUGUCCAAAACACAUAUCUAGGCGCUUUCGUAAUCUCCAGACGGAAGCACUUCAUGAGCAAACCUCUCGGACACGCCGCUGCUGAAGUUCGGAAGGCCGUAUCCGAGCAGACAACGACCAAGCAGGCACAUGGCCAGGCAUAUCUCAUGCACCAGUCCAUUAAAAAGUACGGAAACAUACUCCUCUUUGGCGAGCCAAGCAGCGACUUCUUAGCGUUCACGAACUGGAGCAGGGCGCGAUUUUAUGACGAGAUUGAUUUCUCACCGGCCGUUGCAGGCGUGGAGGAUAGAGAUGAAAAGGGCCCCACCAUUAGCGCAACAUCGGGGAAGAGCCCUCUAGAAAGACAACAAUAA